This is a messenger RNA of Mesorhabditis spiculigera, 1332 nucleotides long. The record is from the annotation of a GenBank genome assembly. Lineage: Eukaryota; Metazoa; Nematoda; Chromadorea; Rhabditida; Rhabditidae.
AUGGAUGAGGAAUACGACGCCAUCGUCCUCGGCACCGGCCUCAAGGAAUGCGUGAUCUCCGGCAUGUUGUCCGUCUCCGGCAAGAAGGUGCUGCACAUGGACCGCAACAACUACUACGGCGGCGAGAGCGCGUCGCUCACCCCGCUCGAGCAACUCUUUGAAAAGUUUCAAGGGGCCAACGCGAAGCCGCCGAGCGAGAUGGGGCGCGGCCGCGACUGGAACGUCGACCUGAUCCCGAAAUUCCUGAUGGCCAACGGGUCGCUGGUGAAGCUGCUAAUCCACACCGGGGUCACCAGAUACCUCGAGUUCAAGUCGAUCGAGGGAUCGUACGUCUACCGCGGCGGAAAGAUUUACAAAGUCCCGGCCGACGAGAUGGAGGCCCUGUCGACGAGCUUGAUGGGAAUGUUUGAGAAGCGCCGUUUUAAGAAAUUCCUCGUCUGGGUGCAGCAAUUCGACGCGAACAAUAAGGAGACCUGGCAGGAGCUCGACCCGAACACCAACACAAUGCAACAGGUGUACGAGAAGUUUGGGCUGGACGAGAACACGGCCGAUUUCACCGGACACGCCCUAGCGCUCUACCGCGAUGACGAGUACAAGAACCAGCUGUUCGCGCCGACCGUCGAGAAAAUCCGGCUGUACUCGGACUCGUUGGCUCGUUAUGGAAAGUCGCCAUAUCUCUACCCUCUCUACGGACUCGGAGAAUUGCCACAGGGCUUCGCGCGUCUCUCGGCCAUCUACGGCGGCACGUACAUGCUCGACAAGCAGGUCGACAACAUUGUCUACGAGAACGGCAAGGCGAUCGGCGUGAAAUGUGGCGACGAGGUCGUCAAGGGCAAGCAGAUCUACUGCGACCCCUCCUACGCCCCUGAGAAGGUGACCAAGACCGGACAAGUCGUACGCGCCAUCUGCCUCCUCAACCACCCAAUCCCCAACACCAACGACGUGCCCAGCUGCCAGAUUAUCAUCCCGCAGAAGCAGGUCGGCCGCCAUUACGACAUCUACGUGUCGCUGGUGUCGAACACGAAUAUGGUCUCCCCGAAGGGAUGGUAUAUCGCGAUGGUGUCGACGACGGUCGAGACCGGAAACCCGGAAGCAGAGGUGUUGCCUGGGCUUCAGUUACUCGGCCCGAUCACCGAAAAGUUCAUCAGCAUCACCGACGUCUACGAGCCGACCGACUUGGGCAAGGAGUCUCAGGUGUUCAUCUCCCGAUCCUACGACCCGACCUCACACUUCAUGACGACGUGCACCGACGUGCUCGAGAUUUUCGAGCGGGGCACCACCACCGAGUUCGACUUCAAUAAGAUCACCCACUUGUCGCUCGAGGACAACGAG